AUUACUUGGAAAUUAGGCUUAAAGAAUUCUGUAUAUUAAACAACUUCUCUUUAUUUUUAUAAUUUGUUAAGAAAUGCAAUUAACUAGUUCACAAAGAAAUUUAAAUAUAAAUUUAAAUAUUCAUAAGUGAUUUUUUCAUAAUUACUAUAUCACAAUUAUAUUAGAUAAUCCGUAAGAUGCAUUUUCAUACAUCGACAUAUUUUCAUUCACAAAACACUGAUUUUUUUCUUGUAAGAAUUUAUUUUAUGAUUGGAUUGUUUUGAAUGAAAUUGGAACAGUUUACUAUUUGCACGUGUAAAUAAUUGUAUGCUACGAGAGGUUAUGUCCGUUGAAGAAAGAAUCUUCAGAGUACCCUAGGUACCUGUUGUGUUUUUAAUCACAUCUACUCAUACCUACAAAACAUUUGUAAAAAUGAGUUUUUCUAUACCAAAACCUUACUAUAUUUAUGCAGCUGGUGUAAGUCUCGUUGGUGGGGCUUAUUUACUCAAUGAUUACAUUAGUGGGCCAGAUUAUGAAGGAGAACAAAACUUAAAAGACAAAGUAGUUAUAGUAACAGGAUCAAAUACUGGCAUUGGUAAAGAAGUAGUACGUAACUUAGCCAAACGUGAAGCUAAAAUCAUUAUGGCAUGCAGAGACAUGGAAAAAUGUGAAGAGGCACGUUCUGAAAUAGUAUUACAAACUCAGAAUAAAUAUAUUUACUGCAGACAAUGUGAUUUGGCAUCUCAGGAAAGUAUAAGACAUUUUGUGAAUCAAUUCAAAACAGAACAUUCAAAACUGCAUAUUCUUAUAAAUAAUGCAGGAAUAAUGAGAUGCCAGAAGAGAUAUACUACAGAAGGAAUUGAAAUGCAACUUGGUGUAAAUCAUAUGGGACACUUUUUACUAACAAAUUUGUUACUAGAUGUUUUAAAAACUUCUGUGCCAGCAAGAGUUGUAAAUGUUUCAAGCGCUGCCCAUUUUAAAGGCACAAUUAAACUGAAAGAUUUAAACAGUGAUAUAAAUUAUGAUCCUGCUAAAGCAUAUAGUCAAAGUAAACUGGCUAAUAUUUUAUUUACUCGAGAAUUAGCAAAUAAAUUGAAAGGAACUGGUAUUGCAGUGAAUGCAGUUCAUCCUGGUAUAGUGAACACAGAAAUAGUUAGACACAUGAAAUUUAACCAAAACUAUUUUUCUAGAUUGUUUAUAAAAUCAUGUAUGUGGUUAUUUGUUAAGACACCAAGAAAAGGAGCACAGACAAUUUUAUAUGUUGCAUUAGAACCGUCUCUGCAAGAUGUAACUGGUGUUUAUUUUAGUAACUGUAAAGUCGCAGAUAUUUCUGAAGAAGCAAAGAACGAUGAUAUUGCUAGAUGGUUGUGGGCUGUUAGUGAAAAAUGGACUGGAUUAAAUCUUGUAUAGUUUCAUUUAAAUUUGAUGUAAAUAAAGUUUCUAGAAAUCGGUAAUACCAAUUUUUUAUUAUGU
Nomia melanderi (Alkali bee) is the source of this 1452-nucleotide messenger RNA. RefSeq names its product retinol dehydrogenase 13. Lineage: Eukaryota; Metazoa; Arthropoda; Insecta; Hymenoptera; Halictidae. The record is from RefSeq and is a predicted model, not a curated record.